This is a messenger RNA of Oncorhynchus mykiss (rainbow trout), 6490 nucleotides long. The record is from RefSeq and is a predicted model, not a curated record. NCBI's taxonomy places the organism in Eukaryota, Metazoa, Chordata, Actinopteri, Salmoniformes, Salmonidae.
CAACAUGUAGACUUGCAUGGGACUCGGCUUCACACAUCACGGGGAGGGGUGAAUGGAAUAGCAGACAGAAAGUUUUAGUACCACGGACUCAACAUGAACUAAGGAGAAACUGGGACCAUUGUACAAAUAUUUACAAAUGCCUAGUGACCCACCGUGUCAUAUUUCUGCUGGCGUGAGUGUGUUUAGGCCUACCGAGCGAUAACUCGUGUUAUGGAACAGCAAGUGAGCGAUGAAGAAGAAUCUCAACCUGUAGUCCUUAGAGAAGAGAACCGGAGGAGGAGAAGAAAGAUGAAAGCCUUCACCUCCACCUUCUCCGUGGCCAUGGAUCAGAUAGCCAUCGAGUUCGUCCUCCCCACCACCACUAAGAGUAGCCGCAGCCCGGACACCUUGCUCCUGGAGGUGGCUGGGAACUGGACGGUGGAGCAGGUGAAAGCCCAGGUGUGGCUGAGGGUAGUAGCCACCAACCUGUGCCCCGAGUUCUAUCAGAAGUACUCUCCUGACCACUGCAUCCUGCUCUACCAGAAGAAGGGCAACUGGUGUGAGAUCUACGAUAAGCACCAGGUGUUUCAGACGCUGGACUGCAUCCGCUACUGGAAAGCUCUGAAGAAAGAUGUGGGGAAGAUCCACCUGACGUGCCGGCCUCAGCCCUCUGAGGAAUCUACACAGUACCAGAGGUACCUCAACUACCUGAUUGGCUACGACGUCACCGACGUCAGCAACGUGCACGAUGACGAGCUGGAGUUCACCAGGAGGAAGCUCCUCACACCCCGCAAGAUAGAGCUGGCCGACCGGGACCCCAAACUCUACUCAAUGGACCCUUGGAUCACAUCCAAGCACCUCCCAGAGUACCUGCUCACCAAGGUGACCAACAGCCACAUCCUGCUGGUCAUUCACAGGAACAAGGCCAGCCAGACCAUCAAGGUGUCCAUCGACGACACGCCCGUCCAGGUGCUCCAGACCUUCUUUACCAAGAUCUCCAAUAAGAGGGCUCUGCUGGGAGUUCCUGAGGAUGUGUGUGAGGCAGACUAUGUCCUGAGGGUGUGUGGCAGGGAAGAGUAUAUCUAUGGGAACCACCCGGUCAGGGACUUCCACUGGGUCCGACAGUGUCUGAAGAACGGGGAGGAGAUCCAUCUGGUCCUGGAGUCGGCUCCUAAUCCAGGUCAAGACCUGGUCCAGAAAGAGGACUGGGCACAGGUGGAUGACUGUACUGGAGUGGCAGGCACCCAUGAGCAGCUGACGAUCGACGAGAAAGACCACGAGCGGGUCUUCACAAUCUCUCUGUGGGACUGUCACAGGAAGUUCAGGGUUAAAGUCCUGGGCAUAGACAUCCCGGCCCUGCCGAGGAACCCUGAGCUGAUUGUGUAUGUGGAGGCCAGUAUCUUCCAUGGCCAGCAGCUCCUGGCUCAGGAGAGGACCUCCUCCAAGGCUUUCACUGAGGAGGUGCUGUGGAACACCUGGCUGGAGUUUAAUAUACGCAUCAGAGACCUGCCCAAGGGGGCUCGCCUCAGCCUACAGGUGUCCUGUGGGAAGGCCCAGACCCAGAUCUCUAAGGGCACCUCCUCCUACCAGGACAACGGAGGAUCCCCAGUUGGAGGUGGCAGCGGCAGCCAUGAUUGUAAUAAGACUAAGAGUCGUCUGCUGUACUACGUCAACCUGCUGCUGGUGGACCACCGCUCGCUGCUGCGCCAGGGAGAGUUCAUCCUCCACAUGUGGAAGAUGCCUGAGAAGACCGAGGACAACAGCAGCGUCAAUGCAGACAAGCUGACCUCAGCCACCAACCCAGACAAGGCCUCCUCCAUGGCCGUAGCCAUCCUGCUGGACAAGUACUGCUACCCAGUGGCCCUGCCCAAGAGCAGGGAGGGCAAGGAGGCUGGGGGGGAGGGUCGGGAGGCUGAGGGAGGGGAGAGGGGGCAAAGGGAGAUGCCUAACCACCUGAGGAAGCAGUUUGAGGCAAUUGUUGAGACCGAUCCACUGCACCCUCUCAGCCAAGAAGACAAAGAGCUGCUGUGGCACUUCAGAGAGGAGUGUAUGCGUCACCCCAGGGCAUACCCCAAGCUGCUGGGCUCUGUGCGGUGGGGUAGACAGGAGGCUGUCCUGGCCACCCAUAGGCUGUUGGAGAGGAGCUCUGUAUGGGACCGUAGUGUGCUGGAUGUGGGCCUGGCCAUGCAGCUGUUAGACUGCCACUACUCUGACGCUCACGUCCGCUCCAUGGCCGUACGCAAGCUAGAGACCCUGGGGGACGACGACGUCCUCAGGUACCUGCUGCAGCUGGUCCAGGCUGUGAAGUUUGAGCCGUACCAUGACAGUGCCCUGGCCAGGUUCCUGUUGAAGAGAGCUCUCAGGAGUAAGAGGAUAGGUCAUUUCCUUUUCUGGUUCCUGAGGAGUGAGAUCGCCCAGUCCAUGCACUACCAGCAGAGGUACGCUGUGCUGCUGGAAGCCUACCUCCGAGGCUGUGGAGAGGACAUGCUGCAGGACUUCAGACGCCAGGUGGAGAUGACAGAAGCCCUGCAGAAAGUCACCAGGGAGAUCAAGGCCAUGUCUGCUGAGAAAUAUGAUGUUUCUGCACAAGUUGUGUUCCAGCUGCGUCAGAAGCUGGAGAACCUGCAGACGUCUGGGCUGCCAGAGAGCUUCAGAGUGCCCUAUGACCCGGGUCUACGGGCUGGUGCUCUGGUGAUAGAGCAGUGUAAGGUGAUGGCCUCUAAGAAGAGACCGCUGUGGCUGCAAUUUAAGAGGGCUGACCCCACCACACUGUCCAGUGACACCAUCGGGGUCAUCUUUAAGGACGGGGAUGACCUCAGGCAGGACAUGCUCAUUCUACAGAUUCUGCUGAUCAUGGAGUCCAUAUGGGAGGAAGAGUCUUUGGACUUGUCCUUACUGCCCUACGGCUGUAUCUCUACUGGGAAUAAAAUAGGGAUGAUUGAGAUAGUGAAAGAUGCCACCACUAUUGCCAACAUCCAGCAGAGCGUUGUGGGAAGCACAGGAGCGUUCAAGGACGAGAUCCUCAACCAAUGGCUGCGGGACAAGUGUGUGAGCGAGGAAAAGUUCCAGCAGGCGGUGGAGAGGUUUGUGUUCUCCUGUGGAGGGUACUGUGUGGCCACCUACGUGCUGGGGGUAGGAGACAGACACAACGACAACAUCAUGAUCACUGAAUCUGGUAACCUGUUCCACAUAGACUUUGGCCACAUACUGGGGAACUAUAAGAGUUUCCUGGGUAUCAGUAAGGAGAGGGUUCCCUUCGUCCUCACCCCUGACUUCCUCUAUGUCAUGGGCACAUCAGGGAAGAAGAGCAGCCCACAUUUCCAGAAGUUCCAGGAUGUGUGUGUGCGGGCCUACCUGGCUCUGAGGCAUCACACCAACCUGCUCGUCAUCCUGUUCUCCAUGAUGCUGAUGACGGGCAUGCCUCAGCUCACCAGCAAAGAAGACAUCGAGUACAUCCGCGAAGCGCUGACUGUGGGCCGGCCGGAGGAGGAGGCACAACGCCACCUGCUGGACCAAAUAGAGAUCUGCAGGGACAAGGGCUGGACCGUGCAGUUCAACUGGUUCCUACACCUGGUGCUGGGCAUCAAGCAGGGGGUGGAUAAACGCUCAGCCUAGGGUGCUCCCCUUAUGGUGUCAAUGGCUUAGUGGGCUGGCAACACCAGAGGGAUGGGUUCAAAUCCCACAUGGGCCACAUAUGUGAUAAUUGUAAGCCACUUUAGGUAAGAUUACUAUGUUGAUUGAACGCCCAAAUAAGGAGAGAGGGAGAUAUAGUCAGAGACCAAAGUCUGGAUCUAAAAGUUUGUCAACCCUUCCUCAAUGAUGUAACCAGUUGUUCCGAUGCAUUGCCCAUUGACUGUACCAUGGACUGUAUACAGUAACAGUCUUAUUUUUGCACUUUCAAGAUCAAAGCCUGAUCUUACCAUAUGUUUAUGAGUUAUACAUAAAUAUUGACUCCUGUUCCUCUGCUAAUGCACUGCAUCUGAUUGUAUCAUCUGUUAAUAUAACAUCCGACUUGCAUGACUGAUGGUGGCAAUACCAUAAUAAACCUAAUCAUAGAGAAAUAUAGUUUUAUAUUAUGUCCCAUCGCUAGAGGUCGACAUGCAAAUGUUAAACUGAGUGACUCACCAACCUCGUCAGAGGAAGAGGUCUCUAGGAAACCAAAGGAAGCUUUUCCACACCCGGGUGAGUUCACAUAAACCAGAUAUCAGAAUUUCGGGUGUUUCAUCGUGGAAGCAGUCAGUAUAGUUUUACCAUAAAAUUACAUUUCACUCAUCAAGAUGAAAGAGGUUGAGGAUUAGGCGCGCAGUAUCGAAGUAGGCUAGCUAGCUACUUAAAUGCAUAUGAAAUGUGUGCAGCACCACCCCAUGUCGCCCGCGAAGCAUCUAUGCUCAAACCCAGAGCAAUCCAAUUAUUGACAUUGAAGCCAGUGAAUCCCAGCUAACCCAAUUCGAGCCAACUCAAUUGUGCCUCUGUGUCCUGGAUAGGUAGCCUCUCUCCAUCUCAGGUCUUGGGGAUGUGGAUGCGGUUGCAGCUUCAGUGUCUGCUGCUGGACUCCGUACGGAGUGUCCUGGAAGCAGUGAUCCGGAGGAGCUUUGGUCCUGAUGGAGUACAGGUGCUGUUCACACGGGACAAACGCUGUUGACACGCCACGGAAAACGCAUCCUCACAGCCGUGCAGGAUGGUGGUGGAGGGUGUGAGGAGACACAGCUCGGUGACAGGAGACGGCUCCCAGACCUUCGUCCUGCUGCUCGCCUCAUUGCUACGGGGGAUACAGAAACACACCCGAAAAUCCUCCCGGGAAGGUGCCAAGCGUUUGGCUGAAGCUCUGCUGGCCUUCGGCUUGGACGAGCUCAGUGAUGUUAUCACUGUUGGAGUGGCUCCACCUGGCUCCUCCCGUUCAGACACACACACCCCAGGACAGACAGAUACACCCACUCUGUGCCACCUACUCAGUGCUUUCCUUCACACCCGGAUCAGCCCUACUCAUGUGGAAAUCAUCAGCCAACUGAACUGUGAGCUGCUCUCCCAUUGGAGUUGCCAUGGCAACUUCGUAAAUGAACACUUCCCUGCUCUGCACACAACAGUAUCAGGCUUCCUAUUGGCUGUUCCAGUCUGCUGGAGGGCCAGGUCAUACAUGCAGAUUUAUCUACACCCUUCCCAUUCUGCGACCAUGGACCAAUCAGGACCCUUGCAGUGACGGAACGCCUGGAACCCAGCCUACAGAUUGGUGGAACUGUACUGGAGCUGGGUGGGGCUAAUAUAGGGAUAGAAAGUGUGUGUGUGAGAUCAGGGCGGGGGUUAGACAGUGUGUGUGUCACCCUACAGCAUCUAGGAGUGUCUCUGCUCCUCUCAUCAGUCAGACAGUCGGAGGCCUUCCUGGCUGCAGUGGGGAGGUACGGUGUGUGUGUGUUAGAGUGUGUGUGAAGACAACCUUACCUUGUUCUCUGUGCUCAGUGGAGCCCAGCCUGUCUCAGACUGGGCCGUGAUUGGACAGGAACAUGUUGCUACGGUGACCUUCUGCCGGCCGCUGGUGCUGGGAGCUCACAGGUUCGUCAAUGUGGGGUUUCCUAAGGCAGAGGACAGGGGCAGACCCCACAGGGCCUGGCGGAACAGAGUGUAUGUGCUGUACGAGAUGCUCUACACAUGCUGCAUACUACUACCUGGGGGCCCAAACACAGGACUAGAGCUACAGAAAGAACCGCUUACACACACACAGACACACACACAAACACACACACAGACGUGAUGGAGCCUUGUUGUGUAAUUUCCGUGGGCAGGACUUUUGACUUCCUGUUACACCACACCCUCCGUCAAACACAGACACGCACACUCCGUCAAACACAGACACGCACACUCCGUCAAACACAGACACGCACACUCCGUCAAACACAGACACGCACACUCCGUCAAACACAGACACGCACACUCCGUUAAACACAGACAUGCACACUCCGUCACACUUGGACACUCCUGCCGCCUCGGGGAUGUUAGCAGAGGCCCUACUGAAUGUGCCCAGACAGAUCUACUCCCACAAUCCUCGGCGCUACCUUGAGGCUCUCGCACACACACUCAGCUGCAUACGUAACCAUGGUAACUCUCAGGACCCGCUGGAGACAGUGCUGUUCUGGUAGUGGAUGGUUCUAAUAUGGUCCAGGCUGACACUAGGUCAGGGUCUAUGUCUGGGUCAGGGGUAAAGGAGGUGACAGUUUGGUCAAGCUCUGGCUCUAGUUCAGGUGUGGAGUCCUUUAUGUAUCAUCUGAUCCUGGCUGUACAGUGUCUCAGGAGUCUAGUGUCUGUGGACACUGUACUACACGCUAAUACCUCACACACCUGUCAGAGAGAAGAGGAGUAGGGUGACGACUGAGAACUCAUACUUGAUUUUAUUUCAUUGUUCAUCCAAAAGUAUUGUAUUCAAUUCUUGAAAAAGUAAUCUCCUUGUGUAGUAUGUCUUUGCAUAUGCAUUUCUAUGUUAAUAAAUCCGAUUGGAUUAAAUGGUUAUAUUAUGUUGUUA